UCCAGAAGUGCGUAGCACUUGCCGUGUACAUUAAUCCCAAAUGAUCCUGUCAUUUUUGUUCCUCUUCGCAUCGUCUGUCCAACAACAUGGAUCUCACGCCGAGUCAAGUCUCAGCAGCAAGUUUCACCAUACAGCUAUGAAAGAACAAAACGUAGUGCACAAUUCCAAGCAUGAGAAAGUCAUCACAGUGACCACAGAUGGAACAGUGCACAGUCCGGACUUCCCUCACACCUACCCCCGCAACAGACUGCUCGUCUGGAGGCUGGUUGCCAUGAACGAGAAUGCUCGGAUACAGUUAACGUUUGACGACAGGUUUGGGCUGGAGGAUCCGGAAGACGGAAUAUGCAAGUAUGACUUUGUAGAGAUCGAAGAGCCGGAUGAGAGCACUGUUCUGGGUCGGUGGUGCGGGUCAGAGUCGGUACCAGGAAAGCAGGUGUCAAAGGGGAACCAGAUUAGGAUACGAUUCAAGUCAGACCAGUACUUUCCUUCAAAGCCAGGAUUCUGCAUCCACUACUCCCUGCUGCCAGUGCACGUUCCUGUAUCCCCUACCCCCUCUGUCCUGCCCCUCACCCUGCAGACCAUAGAAGUGCUUACUGACACAGUCGCUGGGCUCAACACGGUAGAGGAGGUCAUGAAAUAUCUGGAACCAGAGCGAUGGCAGCUGGACAUGGAGGAACUGUACAAGCCAACUUGGCAGGUCCUUGGGAAGUCCUUUGUGCAUCCCAAGAAAUCCAGAGGGGUGGUGGAUCUUAACCAGUUGAGGGAGGACGUCAGGCUGUACAGCUGCACCCCUCGAAACUUCUCCGUGUCCCUCCGAGAGGAGCUUAAGCGCACUGACACAAUCUAUUGGCCCAGCUGCCUCCUGGUGCAGCGCUGUGGAGGGAACUGUGUCUGCUGCACCCAUCACUGUUAUGACUGUCAGUGUGUACCCACCAAAGUCACCAAGAAACUUCAUGAGGUUCUCCUACUAAGACACAGAGGUGGAGGAAGAGGGAUACUGAAAUCUCUGACGGAUGUAGCCCUGGAGCACCAUGAGGAAUGUGACUGCAUGUGCAAGACCGAUUCUGAAGGUUAA
Messenger RNA from Megalops cyprinoides (Indo-Pacific tarpon), 1075 nucleotides. RefSeq names its product platelet-derived growth factor C-like. Gene Ontology annotation, molecular function: platelet-derived growth factor receptor binding; growth factor activity. The transcript is spliced from 6 exons. The record is from RefSeq and is a predicted model, not a curated record. Gene Ontology annotation, cellular component: membrane. Gene Ontology annotation, biological process: positive regulation of ERK1 and ERK2 cascade; positive regulation of protein autophosphorylation; positive regulation of MAP kinase activity. NCBI's taxonomy places the organism in Eukaryota, Metazoa, Chordata, Actinopteri, Elopiformes, Megalopidae. Bases 41 to 1075 code for a protein of 344 amino acids.